Messenger RNA from Linum tenue, 214 nucleotides. The record is from the annotation of a GenBank genome assembly. NCBI's taxonomy places the organism in Eukaryota, Viridiplantae, Streptophyta, Magnoliopsida, Malpighiales, Linaceae.
ACUCUCUACUCCACACUGAUUAGUGUUCAACCAGAGUCGCGGCUUUCGGUGGAACAAUUCAAUGGGGUCGUCACUGCCAGAGUUGAACUUGAAACGCGAUCACCAGGAUGAAAUCCAGGAAGAUAUUCUCAUGGAGAUCUUCUCUCGGCUGCCAGUGAAAACCCUAUUCCAAUUGCAGUCCGUCUGCAGGCGCUGGAACACCAUCAUUAAUUAU